AUGGGCCGGCUCGACCGGAGUGAUACUACGGCCUCACCAAGAAGCGACUUGAAACAAUGCUUACGUUGUUUCGUCGUUAUAGUUGAAAACCGCGCCAUGAAGUACUGUUUACAAGAGAAAGGCAAGGGAUGCGAAAGGCCAAAACUUGAUCCUUUUGCUCCAGAAGUUAUGGCUGUGACAAAGGAUUUGCCUAAAAUAACUUGUAAUGGCUUUGAUUGGGUAAUAUGUAAGAAAUCAGAAUGCUAUGUUACCCAAGAAGUAUUCAUUAACCUAACUGAUGUCAGUUGUGCCUAUAAGGAUAUAAUAUAUGUAAAUGAUCGAAAAUAUUUUCUCUCCAACGAAACUAUAGUGAACGGACGAGACAAAUAUACACUUAAUAUAAGUGACCAUGUCAGAGUGACAUGUACUGGUAGAUUUAAGGAUAGUUACACUUUGUUUUCAUCGCGACCGCGAUGGGAAGGUAUUAAAAUGGGUUUACGCCCAGUGCAGACAUACCCAGUUCCUCCAAAUCGUAAAGAUUCCUACAACGUUAUGAUCCUAGCCUUCGAUUCUACAUCUCACAAUGGAUUUAUAAGAAAAAUGCCGAAAAGUUUCAAGUACUUAUCUGAAAAAGCUAUCAUCUUGAACGGUUACAACAUCGUUGGCGACGGAACCCCCGCAGCUUUAUUUCCCAUACUUACAGGCAAGACAGAAGAACAACAUCCCGAUUCAAGAAUAAAAAUAACAAAAAAUGUUUUCAUUGACCACACAUCGUUUAUUUUCCACAAAUUGAAGAGUUUUGGAUAUCAGACAGCGUAUUUGGAAGAUGAGCCACAAACAGGAACCUUCCAACUCAGGUUCAAUGGUUUUCAACACCAACCAGCAGACCAUUACCUUCGUGCAUUCUUCCAAGAACAUAAGAAAGACUGGUAUCAGGAUGCCUACUGUGUUGGCCCCACUCCUGUUUAUGAGUUACUUAUGAAUAUGUCCAAAGAGAUAUUUCAGUUGGAUGGCAAAAAAUUUUGUUUCACAAUUUCAUCAGAUGUUAGUCAUGAUAACUUCAACUUGAUAUCGUCAGCGGAUGAAUCACUUUUGUCAUUCAUGGAGACUUUUAAAGCCAAAAACUUAUUAGAAGACACUCUUCUUAUUGUCAUGGGCGACCAUGGAAGCAGGUUUUCGAAACUACGUGAAACAUAUCAAGGCAGACUAGAGGAACGUUUGGCCCUGCUCUCUUUCUUCCUUCCGGAAAAACUCAAACGACUCAGACCUGACGCUGUGGCGGCACUAAAACAGAACGUUGAUAGACUCACAACACCCUUCGAUUUACACUCCACAAUAUUAGACGUGCUAGAUUUAAAAGACUUAAGCAAUGAUUACACAGUCCCUGGUUGUGAUUUUCCCAGAGCUUUGAGUUUAUUAGAGCCGAUACCUGCAAACCGCUCGUGCGCCGAUGCUGCCAUUGCUCGACACUGGUGUACGUGCACGAAGUGGCGCAAUGUGACUACGUCGUCUCCUAUGUACAAUAUAGUGGCAACUGCUCUCGCCGAGUAUAUUAACUUUCUAACUUCAGAACUACGAUCGAAGUGCGAAAAAAGACAAAUGACAUCUAUUGGAUCAGUUUUGCUACAGGAAGUUGAUGAACAAGUAUUGAAAUAUGUAUUCUCUAAAGAAGAGGAUGCAUUUUUUGGAAAUCCUCAAUUUCCUGCUCCAAAAACACCAAAUGAAUACUAUGUGGCUACGAUAAUAAUGGAUCCUGGACGAGCAGUAUUCGAAGGAACAGUUAUUUACGAUACACAAACAAAUUUGUCUACAAUCACUACCGAUAAAAUUUCAAGACUUAGUGCAUACAAAAACGAACCGCACUGUAUUAGCGCAACGCAUCCACAUCUAAAUCCAUUCUGCUAUUGCAAAGACCUUCUUUGA
Spodoptera littoralis (African cotton leafworm) is the source of this 1902-nucleotide messenger RNA. The record is from the annotation of a GenBank genome assembly. Lineage: Eukaryota; Metazoa; Arthropoda; Insecta; Lepidoptera; Noctuidae.